AUGUCAUCCUCCGUGUUUCGGAUUGUCGAGCACAAUGUGCCUUGCCAGCACAUCCGGGAGUAUCCCGGCGCCACAGCUAAUGAGCAAGAGGAGCCUCUGCGUCUCGCCGUAAAGCAAUACAUCCCGCUCGACAACCCUAACCCGCAACCGGGCGAUGUGACGAUCCUCGGCGCUCAUGCCAAUGGGUUUCCCAAGGAGCUGUACGAGCCUAUGUGGGAGGAAAUCUAUUCCCGGUCAAAGGCCAACGGGUUCCGAAUUCGAAGUAUCUGGAUGGCCGAUGUCGCCCAUCAGGGCGAGAGCGGGAUUAUCAAUGAGGACUCAUUAGGGAACGAUCCCAGCUGGUUUGACCAUCCCCGGGAUCUCCUUCAUCUCAUCAAUGUCAAGCGGGCGGAAAUGCCCCGACCUAUUGUCGGUAUAGGCCACAGCAUGGGCGGUGCGCAUCUCGUACAACUUUGCCUGAUGCAUCCCCGGCUCAUCCACACUUUGAUCCUUUUGGACCCCGUCAUUCAGAGACAGACAACUCAAUUAGACGGUCUGAACAUGAUAGCGCACCAACGUCGAAUCGCAAAGACAACCCAACUAUCCACCUACAGACGCGAUAUGUGGCCGUCCCGCAAAGCCGCCGCCGAAGGAUUCAAGCGCAGCCCUUUCUAUCAAGCGUGGGACCCCCGCGUGCUCGACCGCUGGGUUCAAUAUGGCCUCCGCGAUCUCCCAACAGCCAUCCAUCCGCUCGAUCCCAACACAGCCAUCGAUCCAAACAAUCCGCCCGUCACCCUCCGCACUACCCUUCAUCAAGAAGUCUUCACCUUUUCACGGCCAAAUUACACUCAUGUGCCUGGUAGCGGCAAGCCCGUCAACCGCGUCACACACCCCGACCUGGACGCCGACCACCCAGACACCCACCCAUUCUAUCGCCCGGAACCGGCCCGUAUUUUCUCCCAACUCCCAUAUCUGCGUCCAAGCGUGCUAUACAUCUUCGCCGGAAAGUCAGACAUGUGCCUUCCGGAGAUGAGAGCGGAUAAGCUCGCAAAUACGGGCACGGGACUCGGAGGCAGCGGCGGUGUUGCCAAGGGUCGUGUGCAAGAUGUUUUUCUCGAGAAUUUUGGCCACCUGCUCGCUCAGGAGGCGGUCAAUGAAUGUGCCGAGGCGGCUGUUUGCUGGCUGACCCCAGAGCUGCGACGCUGGCGUGAUGAGGAGGAGAGCUUCCGUUCGGCGUGGAGUCAGAAAUCCAAGGUCCAGAAGAUGACCAUUGAUCAGGCCUGGCUCGACCAUGUCCCUGCUCCAGAACGUCGCCCGACCAACGGGGAGAAGAAGAUGGCGGCUGAAUCCAAGCUAUGA
Penicillium oxalicum is the source of this 1338-nucleotide messenger RNA. Its product is annotated as putative toxin biosynthesis protein. The record is from RefSeq and is a predicted model, not a curated record. Lineage: Eukaryota; Fungi; Ascomycota; Eurotiomycetes; Eurotiales; Aspergillaceae. The coding region runs from base 1 to 1338 and encodes 445 amino acids. The transcript is spliced from 4 exons.